GUCAAAUUUGGCUUCGAAACUCGUUUGUUAUUAUUUAUUUCGAUGAAACGUGUUAAGGAUUAAUCUGUACGCGAAAAAAGCAGCAGAAGGAAAAGUUCUUUAUUAUUAAGAAUGAAGAUAACAAAACACAAGAAAACUCGUAAAUAUAUGAGUUUUUAUAUAAACAAUUUUGGAUUCCGCGAACCAUUGCUUGUGCUGAUCGAUGGCAGUUUCUGUAACGCUGCGUACAAGGUGCGGCUACAAAUAGAAGAGCAGUUAAAGAAGUACUUCCAGUGCGAGGUGAAACCGAUCGUGACGGCAUGUAUCAUCACGGAGACGGAUAAUCUUGGCCCGGCAUUCAUCAGCAUCAGUCAGCUGUUGAAGAAAUUUCUAGUACAUCGUUGCGGGCACGAAAAACAACCGCUCGAUGGUGCGGCAUGCAUUAAGGCGAUGACGAAAACAUGCCACUACAUCGUUGCAACGCAGGACCGCGCACUGCAGCAAUGGGUACGGGACAGUCCGGGCAUACCACUGUUUUACCUGCACAAUGGAUCCGUUCCGACGUUGGUUCAACCGUCCGAGGCGCACCGUCAGGCGGCUACUGAUGGGCAGAAAAACCGCAUCGGAAUACGUGAGCUCGAUCAAUCGACGAUACAAAAAUUAAAAGCGAAAGAAGGUAUUACUGCGCCUGAUACUAACGUUCGUAAGAAGCCCAAAAAACCCAAAAAUCCUAACCCACUUUCGUGCAAAAAGUCGAAGAAAAAGAAAAAUGCUACAAAUGGAAAAAGUGAACCGGCCGCAAAUGAUGAUAGUGGAAAGGUUAAGAAAAAGAGUAGAAAACGGAUUAAACUACCGAAACACGUUAUUGAGCAUUUGAAAUCAUCGAAUGGAUUGCAAAAUAAAGAAAGUAAAUAAAAUACCAAGUAAUAAGUAAUAA
Anopheles funestus (African malaria mosquito) is the source of this 916-nucleotide messenger RNA. Its product is annotated as rRNA-processing protein UTP23 homolog. Gene Ontology annotation, molecular function: small ribosomal subunit rRNA binding. Gene Ontology annotation, cellular component: small-subunit processome; nucleolus. The transcript is spliced from 2 exons. Bases 112 to 894 code for a protein of 260 amino acids. The record is from RefSeq and is a predicted model, not a curated record. Lineage: Eukaryota; Metazoa; Arthropoda; Insecta; Diptera; Culicidae.